Nyctereutes procyonoides (raccoon dog) is the source of this 1609-nucleotide messenger RNA. It is a transcript of the gene CYRIA, whose product is annotated as CYFIP related Rac1 interactor A. The coding region runs from base 489 to 1460 and encodes 323 amino acids. Lineage: Eukaryota; Metazoa; Chordata; Mammalia; Carnivora; Canidae. The record is from RefSeq and is a predicted model, not a curated record. Gene Ontology annotation, biological process: regulation of actin filament polymerization. Gene Ontology annotation, molecular function: small GTPase binding. The transcript has 14 exons.
CCUGGGAAGGGCAAUGCACGGGGCCACCCCGGCUGCAGUGCCAUAGGAAAUGCCAAGUGACCCAGAUGGGGCCCAGGCAGCCUGCCUGCUGGUUUUCCCCAUAAACCCAGCCCCAGGAGCACGGCCUUUGUACAAAGGACAGAAGCCCUCCCGCUGCUCUGCGAUUCUCCCAGCAUCAGCUCGAGGGGGCUCAGAUGAGCAGGUCCUUCUGUGGCACAUCUGGCAAGAGCAGAUUAUCACUCACAUAAGGACAGAGAAAGGACAGGACUCUAGCGGGGGCACAGCCCUGAUUUGGGAGCCAGACACUCCUUGGCCAGCUUGCUCAGCUGUUUUGUCCCAUCAGCCUGGAUUGGUGAACCCGAAUCACCAAAGAGAGCUCCAGCAAACACGUAUUCCCUGAGUGGCCUGCUGUGGAUUCAAGCAUAAGUCCUCGCUCCUGUCCUGGAGGUAAUCACCUUCUAGGAAAAGAGGCAGACAGGUUUGCUGGGAUGGGAAACCUGCUCAAAGUCCUUACCAGGGAAAUUGAAAACUAUCCACAUUUUUUCCUGGAUUUUGAAAAUGCGCAGCCCACAGAAGGAGAGAGGGAAAUCUGGAACCAGAUCAGCGCCGUCCUCCAGGAUUCUGAGAGCAUCCUCGCAGACCUGCAGGCUUACAAGGGCGCGGGGCCAGAGAUCCGAGAUGCGAUUCAAAAUCCCAACGACAUUCAGCUUCAAGAAAAAGCUUGGAACGCGGUGUGUCCUCUGGUCGUGAGGCUAAAGAGAUUUUAUGAAUUUUCCAUAAGGCUAGAAAAAGCUCUUCAGAGUUUAUUAGAAUCUCUGACCUGUCCACCCUACACGCCAACCCAACACCUGGAGCGGGAGCAAGCCUUGGCAAAGGAGUUUGCGGAAAUUCUUCAUUUUACCCUUCGAUUUGAUGAACUGAAGAUGAGGAACCCAGCUAUUCAGAAUGACUUCAGCUACUACAGAAGGACGAUAAGUCGCAACCGCAUCAACAACAUGCAUCUAGACAUUGAGAAUGAAGUCAAUAAUGAGAUGGCCAAUCGAAUGUCCCUCUUCUAUGCAGAAGCCACGCCAAUGCUGAAAACCCUUAGCAAUGCCACCAUGCACUUUGUCUCCGAAAACAAAACCCUGCCAAUAGAGAACACCACAGACUGCCUCAGUACGAUGACGAGUGUUUGUAAAGUCAUGCUGGAAACGCCGGAGUACCGGAGUAGGUUUACAAGCGAAGAAACGCUGAUGUUCUGCAUGAGGGUGAUGGUGGGAGUCAUCAUCCUCUAUGACCACGUCCAUCCCGUGGGAGCUUUCUGCAAGACAUCCAAGAUCGAUAUGAAAGGCUGCAUAAAGGUGUUGAAGGAACAGGCCCCGGACAGCGUGGAGGGGCUGCUGAAUGCCCUCAGGUUCACUACAAAGCACUUGAAUGAUGAAUCAACUUCCAAACAGAUUCGAGCAAUGCUUCAGUAGAGCUCUGCUCAAAGAAGAGGAUCUAUGUACUGACCUCAGAAGAUGUAUAUGUUUACAUAAUUUAAUACAGAUUGAUGUUAAUACUUGUGUAUUUACAUAACCGUUUCCUUCUUGUCACUGAAAUAUACGGACUUUAAUUUGUAUCUUGA